AUGGCAGAUUACCAAAGCUCGAUCACCGGCGAUCACGACGAACCUCUGUCGAAGCCUUUCGCUUCUUACGAUGAAGCUCGACUAAGCUUUUUCUAUCUGUCUGGCUUGUGUCACGCGUGCAUCGGCGAAGGAUCACGCGCACGUCUAGCUCAUACUCCACAGGAGGUCAUUGAGUCCUCGCUCAUGGCACACCGCGAUGCCUUACUCGACAACCUCCGAUCCUUCAAGGAACGCUUCAUGCCGUUACUUGAGGCCGCAUUGUGCGCCACGGGAGCUGUCAGUGACCAGAUCGCAGUUCUGACGCUGCAAUGUCAGAUGAUCAUUAUGUCAGUCUGGACUGCUUGCUCGCUGAGCAGUAAUGAGAUGAUAUGGGAUCAGCAUUUGAGUUCAUUCACCAAAAUCCUGGACAUAUGCUCCAGAGUGAUUGGCCUGCUUGAGGGCCAGAACAUCAUUCAGCAGCCCUUUUCGAUCGAAUUCGGACUCAUCGCCCCUUUGUACAUGAGCGGCAGGCUCUGUCGCGACCCAUCAGUGCGGCAAAGCAUACUUGAGCUUUUGGGACGGGGUCGACAACAAGAAGGGCUUUGGCAAGCUAAGGUGUGCGCUGCGAUUCUUCGGAGAAUAUACGCCAUCGAGGAUGUCGGCAAGCUGCCAGGUCAACAUCUCCCAUCGGACACUGCUCGACUACGGGCAACGUUGAUACAUCCACGCAAAACAGAUUCAUCGGGGAUAAGAGGAAACGUUGUGCAAUUCUUCCUUACAUCGGAAGACGUAAUGGAGGGUUGGAAUGUGUGGGAAGAAUGGAUUGAAGCUCCUUGA
Cyphellophora attinorum is the source of this 816-nucleotide messenger RNA. RefSeq lists its product as uncharacterized. The coding region runs from base 1 to 816 and encodes 271 amino acids. The transcript has a single exon. NCBI's taxonomy places the organism in Eukaryota, Fungi, Ascomycota, Eurotiomycetes, Chaetothyriales, Cyphellophoraceae. The record is from RefSeq and is a predicted model, not a curated record.